UCUUAAUGGGAGGGAACGGAAGACAGUAAAAUGCUCUGGGUGGCAGACGUUCCACUGUGGUAUUGUGAUAUGUCCAUAUUAUAAAUAAAUUCGCCUGUGUACUGUCAGCAGAUGUGGUAUUACAAGUGCUGGAACAGUGUUGGAAGUGCUGGUUGAGGCAAGGUAAUAAAUUGCAGUUAGUUAAUUCUGUGAAAGCCUUAUCUGUCUUUACUCGCUCUGUCCAGGUGUUCGAUAAGUACCCUGGCAUGGCUUUCUAUUGACAUAAUACCAUAAUUGAAUGGAUCAUCUGUGCAUUAUGCCAUAACGGAUUUGCAGUUGUGCUUCCUGAGUGGCGAGUUUCGAUCGAUGUGGCGUGUGCUCACAGUGUGGGUGUGUGCUUGAUGAUGGGAGGCGCUCGAGCCCAAGCUCAGAGGGUUUUCGCUGCUGCAGAUGCUACGGAUCACGCUGUCGGAUGUUUAACCAGUGCAGACAGGUAAUCCUAGAGGUAAAUUAUUUGGCAGAAUUCUUUGAGGAAUAUGUGUUUAGUUAAUUUCUGACCUCAACCAUACAGACACUUUGGGAAACACUCCCUAGAUGAUUCUUUCAACCUCACAUGAAGACAGGAUGUUGUGAAAAUGAUGUAUUGCUGUCGCCUUUAGUCAAGUUAUUUAUUGUUAUUGUAAUGUCAUUAUCCAAGCAGUCUUUCCUUGCUCCAUGUGUUCUCUCCAGAUGACAACUCCUUUAAGGCUUCCCGUGAAUGAUGACGACUGUGUCGAGCUUGAGAAAAUAGGGGACCAUGUGUGUAAUGGUAGGUCGUUGUUGUUUACUCCGUGUCUGAUUUGGCUAAAUACUGCUCAGCUUAAGUUAUUGUUAGUCACAAGUAGACUAAAAAGAAAGGAAGUUAAAAUAGCCAUGGAUCCUGGGUUCAGGCCAGGAAACUAGAUCCAAAUAAAAGCCUGCAAAUCAAUAAUCUCUUCUCGCUCAAGUUUUAUUGAGCAGGCCUCCUGCAUUAUACACUUCAAGUCUCACCUCCCUGACAUACUGCAUGCUAAUGGUGCCCUGAAUAAUGAAAACUGCCUCACUGAGGAUCUGCAUAACUUUUCCGACAGAGACUGGACUGUGAGCCGAAUGAGUACUGACUUUUUAUAACCUCUGUAAUGUUUGGGCGAAUACAAAAAUCAUUCCUCUCUUUGCCCACAUCAUCUUUUUUUUAAAGGAAGCAUCCCCAAGCCGGUGAUAGGCAGUCCAACUCGAAAGAUGAUGGGCAGCAAGUUGAUCGGUGGGGUACGCAGGCUGAGCACCAUCUCAGAGCAAGAACCAGACAAGCUGGACACCAAUCCCACUACCAGUGAUUCCCAAGCAGGCAGUGAAUGGGGUGGAUCCAGUUUCUCCAUGUCUUCUGACAAGUUUAAGAACAGCAGCAGUCAUUUUUCCUCAGAUGAUUCAUACCAGCCUGACGUUGGAGAUGACUGUGCAGCCCUCCUUCUCGCCUGUCUGCACUGCCGCUUCCAUGAGUUAAUGGUCCUGCUGCCGGAUACAUGUGAGAGGGCCGUGAGCCGCUGCUUUCCAUCAUACAAAUACGUCAAGGCAUCCAGUGAGAGAGACCAGCAGGGAAAGGAUUGUUGUAAUUACAAACUGGAGCUGGACUGUAACUGCUGUGGCUCCUGUCAGGACACAGGAGAACUCAUAGAGCUGGCCAUGGAGAUAUCAGAGGUGUGCUAUCGCUGAGAAUUCCCCUUCUGUGCCUUUCACCAGUGACCUGCAAACACAUUUUAUAUACACCUCAAACAAGAGCACAAACACAAAUCUUGAAUGCUCAACAAACAGCAUGACUGCCUCAUCUUAUUCACGUGUAAGUGUAAUAAAUUUCCAUCACUGAGUUUUUUUUUUUCUUAUACUGGCUUUGUGGAAAUGCACCAUCUGUAGCGUCUGUGCCUCAGCAUUAGACUACUGCCACCCUUUGAAGCAGCGUAGAGUUGAUUGCCAUAAUGUGUCAGCCUCCUUAUUUGUUGUCGCACCCACAGUUGCCCCACCGAGCAAAGUAAUCAAAUGCCAACGUGCUGCCCUGUCAGGGUGGAACAGGAAAGAUUUCAUUCCUGAUUGAUCUCGUGACACCCGUAUUUACUGGUGGUGACAACAAAUGUGGUUUAACAAUACAGGUCACAGAAACCGCAGCUCAGACGUGCAAACUGCUGUCAUUCUUAUGAAGAAGUCAGGCAAUAUUUUUUAAUGCUAUGCACGGCAUGAGUGCAAACACUGAAAGCAGCUCAUUAUCUCGCUGGGAAGGUGGAGGUGUGCAGCCUGUCGCCUGCAGCUCUUCAUCUAAUAGCGCCGUCUUGUUCCAUCACUUUCUGUAAUAUUUCAAACUGAUCUGCAGUCAGAAAUUGCCAAACGAAAAAAAAGACCGUAGUGUUGUUUUGUGGAUGGAUUUUUGAUUAACAAUUGCGGUAAGAGCUAAACACACAUUGUACUACACGCAUUGCAUUUCCUCCAUACUUUAUAAUAAUCAACUUAUGUUUUGUCAGUUAAAUGCUUUUAAAGCUUUUAAAGCUGCAGCUGUUGGAAAUGUUCAGUUUGCAUUAGCAGUAACUUAAUAUGACAUUUUUUUCUGGAAAUUUCAGCACAGAGACCCACACUGUAAUACUGCAAAUAUAAAAAUGUUGCAAUACUUUCAUCAGUGGGCCAUAGGCCUAAUGAUCACUUUGUUACCGAUAGAUAGCAACCAUCUAAUCAUUACUAUGGACGCAUUAACAUGUAAACAGUGCUUUAUUAUUGUAUUUGUUUGUUGGAACAAAUUUGAACAA
Messenger RNA from Scatophagus argus, 2783 nucleotides. It is a transcript of the gene mdfic2, whose product is annotated as MyoD family inhibitor domain containing 2. The record is from RefSeq and is a predicted model, not a curated record. Bases 1237 to 1707 code for a protein of 156 amino acids. Lineage: Eukaryota; Metazoa; Chordata; Actinopteri; Scatophagidae. The transcript has 2 exons.